AGCUAUUAGCCUGUGGGCCGUUAAGCAUGCCGAGAACUUGCCGGGACGGGUUUGCUUCUGUUUUUUAGUGAGGUACAACGCUCACGCUUUCAGAGUUCUUAUAUAGGCUUAGCCUACGAGAAAUCAGCAGUCUUAGAGCUAAAUUUCGAAACACGACUAUCAGCUUGGUGCCGUACAUCGGUGACACUUACAUAAUGAGAAUUGAUAUAUAGGACACCGCAUCGUAAAACGCGUCCACCAACGCCCCGCUCACUGACACCAAUCCUUGACCAACCCCUAAAAUAUGACCGUAGUGUCAAAUGAUCCCAGUUGGUGGCCGGAAAUUGAAUUUUAUCAUGUUGGCAGCUAUUGUGCAGUCGCUUCUACUGUCGCAGUGAUAUACGAUUGGGCACUGACAUUUGAACAAGAGUUUGAACUUGUCUGGAAGAGACGCUUGUCCCUCAUGAGUAUUUUCUAUCUCAGUCUGCGCUAUGGUGGAAUACUAUACUCGAUCCUCGAUGUGCCGUCAAAUAUGAUGUCACUCUCGGUGACAGAUGCUGUGAGCACUUUUUUUGCUUUCGAACAAUGGUGGAUCAUGCCCAUUGCAAACACCAUCUUGGGUGUCAUCAUGAUUACUCGGUUGCAUGCUAUGUAUCAGCGAUCCAGAAAGAUGCUCAUCUUUCUCGUUGUAAUCUUCCUUGCCGUGACGAUUCCCAGUGCAGUGAUCAGCGUAAUACAAAGCGUGCACCUUAAAGGAGAGGAAUUUGUCCUUUCCGGUUUUCACGUGUGCAUUUUUGAAGGAACCGUUCAGCUCCCAGCAACCAUCACUUGGAUACUUGGCACUGUAUGGGAGGUCCUAGCACUGUUUCUUGCAGUCUGGAUUGCUGUAAAGCACUUCCGUGAACGACCACCGACAGGGUCGAUGAUCGAGGACACUUUUACGGUGUUAAUAAAAAGUCACAUAAUCUACUUUGCAUCCUUUGUUGCUGUCGCGUGCCUUGAAAUGAGCAUGUUGUCUCCAAAUCUCUGGAACUCAUCUGUGGGAGAUCAGAUUUAUUAUGGCAUUGUGCAAAUGUCUACGCUCAUGCAGAUGUUUGUGUUGGGACCGCGCCUCAUCCUUAGCGUUCGAGAAUAUAACGCUAAUGUCGUGACUGACUCUGAGGAAGCGCCUUGCGUUAGCGCAAUUGCUUUCCAGGAGCGCACAUACGUGUCAAAUGGUAGCAGUGUGUAGCACGGGACAUACUGCAACUUCAAGUGAUUGGCGUCUUGACACUUGUCACGAUACUCUGCACUAUGCAGGGAACACGAGUCUUGGUACUAAGUGCUGACUUGGUAUUUUAAUUGAAAUAGGUUUGGGGCAAAUAUGUACCAUCACGCAUUGUAUACAGCAGCAUCGCUUCUAUUUAGUAGUCUAUAGCAUCUACUUAUUGGUUAGAUUUGAGGAGCGAUGGAAAAGUGACGCAUUGGACCCG
Messenger RNA from Suillus paluster, 1451 nucleotides. RefSeq lists its product as uncharacterized. NCBI's taxonomy places the organism in Eukaryota, Fungi, Basidiomycota, Agaricomycetes, Boletales, Suillaceae. Bases 284 to 1210 code for a protein of 308 amino acids. The record is from RefSeq and is a predicted model, not a curated record. The transcript is spliced from 13 exons.